This is a messenger RNA of Malus domestica (apple), 3369 nucleotides long. RefSeq names its product poly [ADP-ribose] polymerase 1-like. The record is from RefSeq and is a predicted model, not a curated record. Gene Ontology annotation, molecular function: zinc ion binding; NAD binding; DNA binding. Gene Ontology annotation, cellular component: nucleolus; nucleus. Lineage: Eukaryota; Viridiplantae; Streptophyta; Magnoliopsida; Rosales; Rosaceae. Gene Ontology annotation, biological process: protein poly-ADP-ribosylation; double-strand break repair.
UUUGCACGUUGUGAUGUGUUCCAUAUCGGGACUUAAAAGUGAGACUGUGAUGAUUCGGGCCGGGUCGGGUGAAAAAGGGACGGAGCCUGGGUCCGUUAAAACCAGACAGCAAGCGACAAGGAGCCCGUGUGGAGAACGAAAGUUAUUCUUUCUUCCUCAAAAUCCCAGCGAGGGUCUCUCACUUCUCAGUUGUAGAGAGAGAAAGGGAGAGAGAGAGGAAUGGAGAACCCGCAGGCCCAGAAGCCAUGGAAGGUGGAGUACGCGAAGUCGUCGAGAUCGUCGUGCAAGACCUGCAAAUCCCCCAUUGAAAAGGAGACGCUCCGCCUCGGCAAGAUGGUCCAGGCCACCCAAUUCGACGGCGUCAUGCCUAUGUGGAACCAUGCUGAUUGCAUAAUGAAGAAAUCGAACCAGAUAAAAUCAACUGAUGACGUUGAAGGCCUUGAGCUCAUUCGUUGGGAAGAUCAGCAGAAAGUUAGAAGUUAUGUACAAAGUGGUGGACCCCCGGAUACAACACCAGCAACAAGCAAGUUCACUACUAAAGAAUGUGGUAUUGAAGUUUCGCCAACUUCUCGCGCUACUUGCAAGCAAUGCAGCCAAAAGAUUUUAAAAACAGAGGUCCGUAUAUCAACCAAGCCUGAAGGUCAAGGGCCUAGGAGCCUGGCAUGGAACCAUGCCAACUGCUUCAUGGUAUUAUCACCAUCCAUCGAAGUGGAGAAGUUGCCUGGAUGGGAGACCCUCCCAGUUUCUGAUCAGGAAGCUGUACGUGCCUUGGUUAAGAAGGUUCCUUCUAAUGCUGGCACAAAACGAAGAAAAGAUGCUGGUGAUGAUCAGAAGUCAAAAGUUGCUAGGUCUGAAGGAGAUGUGUCAAUGAGCAGGGAUGUGUCUGUGAGGAGUGCUUCUGAUGUGGGGGAUAAACUGGAGGCCCAAACUAAAGAGCUGUGGGCACUGAAAGAUGAUCUUAAAAAGCAUGUGACAAAUGCAGAGAUGAGAGAAAUGCUUGAAGCCAAUGAUCAAGAUUCAACAGGAUCAGAGCUUGAUUUGCGCGAGCGCUGUGCUGAUGGAAUGAUGUUUGGAGCACUUAAGAGCUGCCCACUCUGUUCUGGUUCUCUUCGAUAUUCUGGAGGCAUGUACCGGUGCCAUGGCUACCUAUCGGCCUGGAGUAAGUGUUCUUACUCCACUCAGGAACCUGAACGUCUUGAAGGGAAGUGGAAAAUCCCAGAAGAUACGGAGAAUCAAUAUCUUAAGAAGUGGUUUAAAUCACAAAAGCUUGCAAAACCUGUGCGGAUACUGCCUCCAUUGACACCUAGCAAGCCUUCUGAGAGUCCAGGCCAAUCUCAUUCGUCUAACAGUACAAGCUUGGUGGAUUUAAAAGUUGCUUUUCGCGGAUUACCUAAAGAAUCAAUGGAAGAAUGGAGUAGAAAAAUUGACGGUGUAGCUGGAGUGGUUCAUUCGAAGAUCAAGAAAGAUACUAAUUGCUUAGUUGUGAGUGGAGCAUUUGAUGAUGAUGCUGAGAUGAGAAAAGCCAGGAGGAUGAAAUUACCAAUUGUUAGGGAAGAUUAUCUGGUUGAUUGCUUUAAAAGACAGAAGAAGCUUCCAUUUGAUAUGUACAAAGUUGAAGCUGUCGGUGAAUCCUCUAGCAUGGUCACUGUCAAAGUGAAAGGCCGAAGUGCUGUUCAUGAAUCUUCUGGUCUGCAAGAUACUGGGCAUAUACUUGAGGAUGGGAAAAGCAUCUACAAUACAACUUUAAGUAUGUCUGAUCUAUCAACUGGUGUUAACAGUUACUACAUUCUCCAAAUUAUACAAGAUGAUAAGAGUUCUGACUGUUAUGUGUUCCGUAAAUGGGGACGAGUGGGGAAUGAUAAAAUUGGAGGAAACAAACUGGAAGAUAUGUCGAAAUCAGAUGCGAUCCGUGAAUUUAAACGUUUGUUCCUUGAGAAGACUGGGAAUUCGUGGGAAGCAUGGGAGCAAAAACAAAAUUUUCAGAAGCAAGCUGGAAAAUUCUUUCCAUUGGAUAUUGAUUAUGGGAUUAAUAAACAGGUUUCCAGAAAAAAUCAGAACAAUGGGGACAGCAAAUUGGCUCCUCAGUUAGCAGAAUUGAUGAAGAUGCUUUUCAAUGUUGAAACAUACAGAGCUGCCAUGAUGGAAUUUGAGAUAAAUAUGUCAGAAAUGCCGCUUGGAAAACUGAGUAAAGCCAACAUCCAAAAGGGAUUUGAGGCAUUAACAGAAAUACAGAAUCUGUUGAAUAAUAAUGGCCAUGCUCCUUCCAUAAAAGAAAGCUUGAUUAUAGAUGCAAGCAACCGUUUUUUCACUGUGAUCCCUUCCAUACAUCCACGUGUUAUCAGGGAUGAGGAUGACUUUAAGUCAAAGGUGAAAAUGUUAGAAGCUCUACAGGACAUUGAAAUUGCUUCCAGAUUAGUUGGUUUUGAUGCUGAUAGUGAUGACUCCCUUGAUGAGAAGUAUAAGAAGCUCCGGUGUGAUAUUGAUCCAAUUCCUCAUGAUAGUGAAGAUUAUCGAUUGAUUGAAAAAUACCUUCUUACUACUCAUGCUCCUACACAUACGGAUUGGAGUCUUGAACUUGAAGAAGUUUUUGCACUUGAAAGGGAAGGAGAAUUUGAUAAAUUUGCUCCCUAUCGGAAAAGGCUUAAGAACAGAAUGCUUCUUUGGCAUGGUUCUCGGUUUACAAAUUUCGUGGGUAUACUUAGCCAAGGACUAAGAAUAGCUCCUCCUGAAGCUCCAGCUACUGGUUACAUGUUCGGCAAGGGGAUUUACUUUGCUGACCUUGUCAGCAAGAGUGCACAGUAUUGCUAUACAGAUAAGAAAAAUCCUGUGGGCCUCAUGCUUCUAAGUGAAGUUGCAUUGGGGGAGGUGUAUGAGCUCAAGAAGGCUGCGUAUAUGGACAAGCCUCCUAAAGGAAAGCACUCUACAAAGGGGCUGGGCAAGAAAAUACCUCAGGAGUCGGAGUAUGUAAAAUGGAAGGACAAUGUCAUCGUGCCUUGUGGCAAACCAGUGCCAUCAAAUGUCAAGGCCUCUGAGCUCAUGUAUAACGAGUACAUCGUUUAUGAUACAGCUCAAGUUAAGAUGCAAUACCUGUUGAAGGUGAGGUUUCAUCAAAAGAGGUGAGGGAGACGUAUUGAUGUUCAGUAUUUUGGCCGCGGUGUAGAGUCAGUGGUGGUGUGUUAAGAAACUCACACGAUAUUUCUCUGUGCCGGAUUUUGGAUGAACAUAGCGAUAAGAUCUAUUUUGGGGUUUUGUGUGAGAUCUUUGAACUUUUGCUUCUGGCAUUGGAAAGAAUGUUUUUAUGAAAUAGAAUCAAGUCCCUCUUCUUCGGGCAUUUUGUUCACUCUUCUUGUAUUGAGGAUGCCAUUGUUC